This is a messenger RNA of Cyprinus carpio (common carp), 2114 nucleotides long. RefSeq names its product Schwann cell myelin protein-like. NCBI's taxonomy places the organism in Eukaryota, Metazoa, Chordata, Actinopteri, Cypriniformes, Cyprinidae. The record is from RefSeq and is a predicted model, not a curated record. The transcript is spliced from 13 exons. The coding region runs from base 195 to 2114 and encodes 639 amino acids.
GAUUAAUGGUUGUCAUUGUAUAUUAAACAGAAAUGACAAAGUAUUUUCCCAAAGUGGCAUCACUGAUGAACCUUCUCUCUUCACAGGGCAAACAACACAUGUACAGUGGCAGGAAACAAGCCUUUCUCCAAAUCUCAUAUGCCGUCACCAAAGAGUGAGCCAAAAUCCUACCAUUUUUCCACAUUUUGCAAUAGAUGUUUCAUCCAGUUGACUUAUUUGCAAGUGAGACUGCCAAGAAGGGCAAACCUGGGAACAUGAUGGGACCUCUGCUACUUCAUCUGCUUUUACAAGGUGUUCUGCUGUAUGAUGCUUUGGGAUGGGAAGUGAGAAUGCCAAAGGAAAUUCAUGGUCUCAGAGGUUCCUGUCUGGUCAUACCAUGUUCUUUCAGCUACACAUCAUACCCACCCAAAGACCCACGUAGAGUUGUGUGGUAUCAGUGGGUCUCUAGAGGAUAUCCUUUAGUUUACGAUCCUUUGCAUGCAAACGAUGUCAUUGACAAAUUCAAAGGCAAAACUCAAUUAUAUAGAAAAUCAGGUGAUUGCAGUCUGCUGAUUACCAGACUGGAACAGUCCCACAGUGGAGAGAAAAUAUAUGCAUGGAUUGACCCUGAUAAUGUUGGAUGGCGCACCUACGCAUUUUAUGAUGUCACCGCUACAGUUCUUGUUGAUGCAAGUCCACAGCAGCCCAGCAUCAGUAUGUAUGGAGGUGAGAAAAUGGGUGACGCCAUCACAGUAGAAUGUUCAACUUUCCACACGUGUCCAUACAGCAAACCAACAAUCACUCUGAACGGGAUAGCAGGAUCUGACAAAAUCAAGGAUGAAUCUAUUAAAGAUGGCCUGUUGAAAAUCACUCUGACACGCACAGGUGUCAUAAGGGCAGAAAGCUUGACUAUUACAUGUUCAGUAACACAUUAUGGUGGUAUAAAAGCGACAGCUACAGAGGUCAAAAGGUCAAAAUGUGUUCAUCAUAAAAUAACGAUUGAGCCUGAACUGGCAGAUGUCACAGAGGGUGUCGCAAAGAGCUUCACUUGUAACGUCUACCAUUCCUGCCAGAACGAGAAUCCAACCAUCACAUGGAACUAUGGGAACAUGCAGGUCACAAAGGGGAACAAAAAAAACCAGAUCAGCUAUUCCCACAUAACCUUUCUGGGUGCAAAAGAAGAUCAUGGGAAGAAAUUGAUUUGCACUGCAAAAUUUUCUGGAGGAGACAUUUCAGCUUUUGUUGUUUUACGUGUACAACAGUACAAUAAACCAGUCCAGAUCCUGAAUGAAACUCAUUUCCAGUACGUGGCUGACGUGAUACCCAAGAUCACUGCGUUGCCUCGUUCAUGUGUGGUAAUACCGUGCAGUUUCAAGAUGGAAAAAUAUGUCGCUCGUCUUCGGGUUCUUUGGGUCACUGAAGGAGGUGGCUACAUGUUCCACACCGACCCAGUUGAUGUCUUGGACAACUUCAAAGGCCGCACAAGACUCCUCGGAAACCCAGAUGAACAGAACUGUACUGUGGAGAUGGAUAAUGUGCAAACUAAUGACAACGGAUCGUUCUGCUUCCGGGCAGAAAAAGGAAAUGAGAAAUACAGCUUCUACAACAGCUGUGUGUUCAUUAUAAUGCAGGCAUCUCCCGACAAACCUGUGAUGUCAUCACUCCCUGAAGACAUCGAGCCCAGGACACCCAUUGCCAUCAAAUGCUCAGUCAACCACACAUGCUCCUCUCACCCUCCCCAAAUCACCUGGAGCGUCCCAACAUCCCAAGAAUCUAUCAGCCACAGUCACAUGGGUGGAGGCGUCUGGGAAACAGUGUCCGCUGUGACCUAUAUUCCAACUGGAUAUGAAGAGAAAGAUGAAAUUGUCUGCACUGCCAACUUUUGGGGCGGUAGAACACAGGAAAACACUGCCUUCCUGAAUAUUAGAAGAGUUCAGGGGCUUCGAUUGGAGACUAUUGGGUCUAGUAUCAUUGCUCCCACACUUGUGUUCAUUCUCAUUUGUGUACUUGCUGGAGUCUUCGUAUAUAAAAUGCGACACAGACAGCUUCAUCCAGAUAUGCAAGGAUCACAAUCGCAAUCUGAACGGAGGAGGUCAGUUUGGAACAGAUUAUCAAGGUGGGGUUUUCUUUACUAA